CCCCUUGUUUUUCUCUCUCCCUCUCUCUGUUCAGUUGCCUCUCUGCUCUCUCUGGCACCUGCCUCUCCUGCGCCCCGUCUGAGUGUACCACACGAAGAAGAGAGAGAAGGAGAUGGCAGGAGGAGGCGACAACUCCCAGACGAAUGGAGCUCACGACCAGAGGGCCAUGGAAGAGGGCAGGAAGGAGGAGUAUGCUGACCAGGGCUGCGCCGGCAUGGCCACCUCCGUGCCCUUCAUCCAGAAGAUCCUCGCGGAGAUCUUCGGCACCUACUUUCUGAUCUUCGCGGGGUGCGGCGCGGUGACGAUCAACGCGAGCAAGAACGGGCAGAUCACGUUCCCGGGGGUGGCCAUCGUGUGGGGGCUGGCCGUGAUGGUGAUGGUGUACGCCGUCGGCCACAUCUCCGGCGCGCACUUCAACCCCGCCGUCACCUUCGCGUUCGCCACCUGCGGCCGGUUCCCCUGGCGCCAGCUCCCGGCCUACGUGCUGGCCCAGAUGCUGGGCGCCACGCUCGCCUCCGGCACGCUGCGGCUCAUGUUCGGCGGGCGGCACGAGCACUUCCCGGGCACGCUCCCCGCCGGGUCCGACGUGCAGUCGCUCGUACUCGAGAUCAUCAUCACCUUCUACCUCAUGUUCGUCAUCUCCGGCGUCGCCACCGACAACAGAGCCAUCGGGGAGUUGGCAGGGCUGGCCGUCGGUGCAACCAUCCUGCUUAAUGUGCUCAUUGCUGGGCCUGUCUCGGGGGCGUCGAUGAACCCGGCGAGGAGCGUCGGCCCGGCGCUCAUCAGCGGCCAGUACAGGUCGAUCUGGGUGUACGUCGUCGGCCCGGUCGUCGGAGCCGUGGCCGGAGCCUGGGCCUACAACCUGAUCCGGUUCACCAACAAGCCCCUCCGCGAGAUCACCAAGAGCGGCUCCUUCCUCAAGAGCAUGAGCAGGAUGAACUCCUCCGCCUAGCGGAUCGACUCACUGCAGGCCAUGCUGUGCAUGCAAUGAUCGAGGCACCAGUACUGGGCGUGUAUCAAGCAGGGGAUCAGAAGUUUACCCUGGUGACGGGGUAUUUUAGUAAUUUAGCCUAGUAUGACCAACCUAUUCACCUAUGAAAGUACGUAUGUAUAUUUUUGUGUGUGGAUGGAAAGGUACGUUUUGGACUAUGUGGUAGGGUUGAUCAAGGUGAUCCCUUGUAUGCUUAGCCUUUUCAGUGUGAAAGAGGAUCGUUUAACUCU
Phragmites australis (common reed) is the source of this 1221-nucleotide messenger RNA. Its product is annotated as aquaporin NIP1-1. Gene Ontology annotation, biological process: transmembrane transport. The record is from RefSeq and is a predicted model, not a curated record. The coding region runs from base 113 to 952 and encodes 279 amino acids. Gene Ontology annotation, cellular component: membrane. Gene Ontology annotation, molecular function: channel activity. NCBI's taxonomy places the organism in Eukaryota, Viridiplantae, Streptophyta, Magnoliopsida, Poales, Poaceae. The transcript has 4 exons.